CGAACUCAAUUUUUGUAAUUUUUCUUAUAUUUCCAUAAGUCUCUCUUAUCGUUUUCUUGUUUUUAUUCAAAUCGUAAAAGUAGUUGCAAGCAUAAUAUCAGAAACCGUUUUCGUACCUAUAAUACAUGUAUAUAAUGUUAACUUUGACUUCAAUUAUCUCAGCUUUAGUAUUGACAAUCUUUUUCUAAUUGCGCAUACAUAUCGACCGUGUUUUGAUUAAUAUACUGUUAAAAUGUGAAAAUAUUUCUAAAAGAUUGGUUUAUGAAGCAACUGUGUUAAAUAAUAAUAAAAGUGUUAGCGAUAGAGCAAAACAAAAUGCUCGAACAUUGAAUAUUUUUCAAUGUAAACUCAUUGUUUAGAAGCAUUGACUGUCGGUUAAGUCGAAUUCAGUUUACUACAGUGAUCUGGAGUAACGUUACAUUCGUCGGAUAUUCUUUCUGCCUGUUUUACAGAGACGAUUCAUAACAUAAAAAAGAUGGAACCCGAUGAGAUUGAAGCAGCCUCGAAGUCGGGAAUGAAUAUUCGAAGUGACAAAAAUACUGUUAUCGACUACGACGAAGACAGACUCCACGAGAUGACAGCGUCUUAUUCUGAAAUAUCGUUUGACUCGCAAUCCUCCCCACCUAUCUCAGAGUUAAGGUCACUUAUCGACUCGCCUGAUAUUGACAGUGGAAAGUACCUGGAUGAUAACCUAGAUAAGAUAGGAGGAGCUGGUCACAGGCCAGACCAGCUAAAUUUGAGAAGUAGAGGUGGCAGCCCAAUAGAGGAUGAUGAUUUAGACCCACCGAGUUAUCACAAAGCCAUUGGUUAUUUACAGUUGGAGGGCAGAGUGAUGCAGGAUGGAGAUAUGGUGUUGUUUGUGACAGAAGAUCUGGAGAACAAGAUUAAACUGUCUAGUCCUGUGACUAAAAAAGGUGAUACUCCAUCAUUUCCGGGAUCCCGAAGCUCAACUCCAUGUUUGUACAGGCAAGCCUUGACUCCUCAGUUACCACCUCUUGAUCACAAUGUUUUGAAUGAACUGGAAAUGGAAGCCAGAAAGGUAGCAACUUCGGUGGAUACAUUGACUGAGAACUUGGGUGCAAUUUUACAAAAUGCAUCAGCUCUCACAGUUGGUUGCUUGGAGACUUACAGAGAUGCAGUGUGCAAGACAUGUGAUGCUGUGGAUCACAAUAUUAAGUCGAUGUACCAGUUGAUGGCCAAAUGCGAGGAGUUGUCCAAGUCGAUGGGAUCAAUUUACAAGUUAGCUGAGCAAAUCAAAGAGAUGAAGAGGAUGCUGGAGCUGUUCGAGAGCGCGAUGAAUCUAUAAAGCAGAUCCGUGGAAGUCGCCACGUCGCGUCUGGAUCGCGAUGAAUCAUCCUGUCACCGGCGUUUUCGCUAUUCUUCAUAGGUGACGCAGUCACACCUUGUCGUCCGUUAAUUUAUGGUGCGGUGAGAGCGAGCAAAACGGCGGAACAUUGCGUUUUCUGUCCGUUAAUGUAUCAUGACCAAAAUAGAACAAUACGGCAUUCACGUUUUCGGGACUCGAGUCAAGUGCGCGUGCUGUGUAUGCGUUUAUACGAUGGAGAUGGCUGUCGUUCGGCUGUCGAUUGACAAUGCGUUCUUGUCAAGGUGAGGAGACAGUACGGGAUACACGAGUAUAUAAAGUACGAUGGCUUUAACAGGUAAUUGCACAUAUCUAAUAACAGUUGUCGCUCAAGUGACGCCGAUUGUUGGGGGCUAGUAGCCGACAUUGUACACAGUAUUGUUGUUGAGUCAAUUGUGUUUUAAUUUAUGCACAUCGCGCAGUGUUAUCAGUUUUCACGAUUACCUCUCUAUGCAUUGUACAUACGCUGGAACUAUAAACGUUAAAUAAAAAAAAACUCAAUGAA
This is a messenger RNA of Odontomachus brunneus, 1868 nucleotides long. RefSeq names its product BLOC-1-related complex subunit 6 (gene BORCS6). NCBI's taxonomy places the organism in Eukaryota, Metazoa, Arthropoda, Insecta, Hymenoptera, Formicidae. The transcript has 5 exons. The coding region runs from base 476 to 1306 and encodes 276 amino acids. The record is from RefSeq and is a predicted model, not a curated record. Gene Ontology annotation, cellular component: BORC complex. Gene Ontology annotation, biological process: lysosome localization.